AUGUUGCCAUUCAAAGGAACUUAUAUAUUACCUUAUUUGAAACAUAAUUUUGUGCAUAGCAAAUGUCCGAUUUGUUUGGAAGAUUUUAAGGAGAGAUCUUUUUUGUGCCAAACAAGAUGCGAUCACGUCUUUCAUAUCGAAUGCGCCAAUACAUGGUUCAAGAACAAAUAUAAAUGUCCGUGUUGUCGGAGAGACAUAGCUCACAACAUGAAGUCAAAUUAUUCCUAUCAGUCAAACAUCGCACAAAAUGGAACUGUUGAAUUGAAGAUUGAGCUGGAAACCAAUUAUGAUAUAGUACAAACAGAAUGA
This is a messenger RNA of Helobdella robusta, 309 nucleotides long. RefSeq lists its product as hypothetical. The transcript has a single exon. Gene Ontology annotation, biological process: protein ubiquitination. Gene Ontology annotation, molecular function: transferase activity. Bases 1 to 309 code for a protein of 102 amino acids. NCBI's taxonomy places the organism in Eukaryota, Metazoa, Annelida, Clitellata, Rhynchobdellida, Glossiphoniidae. The record is from RefSeq and is a predicted model, not a curated record.